Trichomonas vaginalis G3 is the source of this 1566-nucleotide messenger RNA. Its product is annotated as enzyme binding. Gene Ontology annotation, biological process: regulation of DNA double-strand break processing. Gene Ontology annotation, molecular function: protein binding. The record is from RefSeq and is a predicted model, not a curated record. Gene Ontology annotation, cellular component: site of double-strand break; nucleus. Bases 1 to 1566 code for a protein of 521 amino acids. NCBI's taxonomy places the organism in Eukaryota, Parabasalia, Trichomonadida, Trichomonadidae. The transcript has a single exon.
AUGGAACAAAAUAACAAUUUCGUUCCUGUUUCAUUUGGAAAAAAUGGGGCCAGUGGUCUAACAAAUGAUAACACCAAGCCAAAAAAUGCAUUGUUUAGAGAAAAUAGAGACGAAAUUUGUGUUCCUUACGAAGGAACGAAAAGAAUUUUAAAAGAAAUAGGUCCAAUGCCACCUAAAAGGGCUACACCACCUCCUUUUCCUGUUACUCAAGAAUUUCAAGUUGGUCAAAAUGAAAAACCAAUUACUUCUCUCAAAGUUAAUGAUACUGGCUUUAAGUUUUAUACAGGAGGAGAAAAUAGUACCAUUUUUUACUUUGAUUUAUCAUCAAUGAAAGCAAAUGGAGUAAGAUGUCAAAUUAGAAUCGAAUUAGACGAAAAUUACAGUAUAUCCGACAUCGAUACAAACGUAGAUCAAACACUUAUAGCAGCAGCAUCCGGAUCUCCUAUUAUUCGUAUCUUUGAUCCAAAAGGACUUAAAAAAUAUGAAUCUCGACGAGGAGACAUGUAUAUUUACGACACAACUCAUACUUACGGACAUACAGCCGCAGUUACUGGGCUCCAAUUUCGUCCUGGAUCUACCGAUGAGCUUGCAACUUGUUCUCAAGAUGGCACAUUACGUUUUUGGAAGGUCGACCACAUGGAAGAGCAAGUUAUGAUAUACAGAUUAGGAAAACAAGGCGGCAUAAGGUUCCCUGGCUACGCAAUGCGCUGGACCAAUGAUGGAAAUGCCGUAUUUGUUUCAUCCAACGACCAAACUCUUUCAUUAUAUGACAAUUCAGGUAAUUCACGUCAAGCAUCGAUGCAGAUACCUCUUCCCAAUGUCUGCGGCUCGAUUGCUAUUAGUCCUGAUGGAAAUCACGUUUGUACUCGUGAAUUAACUAACAAAGGUGUCCAAUUAUGGGAUAUCAGGAACAUAAAUGAACCAUUAUGGAAUAUCCUUAGUGAUUCACGCGGCCAAUCCAUAUGUUUCUCACCAAAUGGCGAAAAUCUUUUAGUUGGCGAAUCAGUUCUAAAAACUUCGAAAAAAGGUGGAUCAAUUAAAAUUGUUUCCACUUUAUCUGGCGAUCUAAAGGAUGAAGUUUUGAUGCCAUCAAAUGUUGGUGUUAAUGCUUUGCAAUGGCAUGAAUCAACAAACCAAAUUUACGCUGGUUGUAGCGAUGGAAUUUGUCGAAUUUUGUUUGAUAAAGAUUUAUCAAAGAAAGGAGCAUUGAGAGCACUAGAAAACGGUGUUGUAUUCAAGAAAGACACCGAUGAUGCAGUCAUAGGUGCUUUGAUACCGAAAUUCGUCGAUCCAGAAACAGAAAGAGUCAUUCACGGUUUCUGGUUCCCAUUUGCUCCAGUCGAGAAAAGAGAAAAGAGAGCAAAACAACUCCCUGUUGCUCCUCUUUGGGGAGAAGGUUUCAAAGGAAGAAUUGCAACUCAUCCUUUGCAGAAAGAACUCGAAGAACUCGGUGCUGUUGAUAAACCUGAAGAUGAUGACAUCGUGGAAUCACUCAAGAAACACGCAGAUAAGGAUAAAAUUGGUUACUUCACAAAAUAUAGAGAUCCAAACGACGACCAAAAUUAA